Urocitellus parryii (Arctic ground squirrel) is the source of this 1037-nucleotide messenger RNA. Lineage: Eukaryota; Metazoa; Chordata; Mammalia; Rodentia; Sciuridae. The record is from RefSeq and is a predicted model, not a curated record.
AUGGAGGAUUUCCAGGCGGCCAGGGCCCUUGUGUUUGUGUCCCAUGGCGCCGGGGAACACUGUGGCCGCUAUGACGAGCUAGCUCAGAUGCUGAUGGGGCUGGACAUACUGGUGUUUGCGCAUGACCACGUCGGCCACGGGCAGAGCGAAGGGGAGAGGAUGGUGGUGUCUGACUUCCACGUUUUCGUCAGGGACGUGCUACAGCACGUGGACGUCAUGCAGAAGGACUACCCCAGCCUCCCGGUCUUCCUCCUGGGCCACUCCAUGGGAGGUGCCAUUGUGAUCCUCACAGCGGCGGAGAGGCCGGGCCACUUCUCGGGGAUGGUCCUCAUCUCACCCCUGGUUCUGGCCAAUCCCGAAUCUGCAACGACUUUCAAGGUCCUCGCUGCGAAAGUGCUCAACCUGGUCCUGCCAAACAUGUCCCUGGGGCCCAUCGAUUCCAGCGUCCUCUCCCGGAACAAGACGGAGGUUGAGCUUUACGACUCGGACCCUCUCAUCUGCCGGGCGGGGCUGAAAGUGUGCUUUGGGAUCCAACUACUCAACGCUGUCUCGCGGGUGGAGCGAGCCCUCCCCAAGCUGACCUUGCCCUUCCUGCUGCUCCAGGGCUCCGCAGACCGCCUGUGUGACAGCAGAGGGGCCUACCUGCUCAUGGAGUCAGCCAAGAGCCAGGACAAGACUCUCAAGAUUUACGAAGGUGCCUACCACGUCCUCCACAAAGAGCUUCCGGAGGUGACCAACUCCGUCUUCCACGAAAUAAACAUGUGGGUCUCCCAAAGGAUAACCAUGGCUGUCCCCAGAGGGGUCCCCAGAGGGUCCCCGCCCUGAGUGCACAGGCCAAGGGACCAGCUCAUGGCCUGGGGGAAGCGGGCAGAGGGAGAACAGAGCUGGCUACUUCCGAGUGGCUUAAAAACCAACCCACCGCCAAACUGGAGGGACCCCUGGCGCAGUUAACUUUAAAAAAAAUAAAUUUAUGUCAUAUAUAAGGCUAUAAGGCACUGGAACUACCCUAAAGGGUAGACACUAUGCAAAAAAAAAAA